Molecule: messenger RNA, 1974 nt
Organism: Onychomys torridus (southern grasshopper mouse)
Lineage: Eukaryota; Metazoa; Chordata; Mammalia; Rodentia; Cricetidae
Gene: Tmco6
Product: transmembrane and coiled-coil domains 6
Exons: 12
Coding region: 133-1659 (508 amino acids)
Biological process (GO): protein import into nucleus
Molecular function (GO): protein binding; nuclear import signal receptor activity
Source: RefSeq, a predicted model, not a curated record
GCCCCGCCCCUCACCCCCCAGUCAAGAGUGUGGAUUCUGUUGGCCUUUGCGUUCUGUUUGGCGCCGGGGCGGUUCUAGCUUUCCCCGGCCGAGCUGUUGCUGCUGAGCUCUUGAAUUUCCCUCCGUUGUACGAUGUGGAGUCGGCGGCAAAGCCGUCUAAAGACUCUGGCGUGCGGGGUGGAGGAGCUGCGGUGCCGCCGGCGGGAGCGGGAGGCAGCCCUGCGGAAGGCGCGGAGGGAGCAGCAGUUGGUCAGCAAGAGGCUGCUGAGGGAAGAUGCUCCGGAAGAAGCCGGAGGUCAGAGUGCACCCGUGCUCCUUGGGGAAGCCGAGGUACAGCAGAUCCUUCGGCUAGCCCAACGGGGAACAGAUGAGAAGGAGAGGGAGAAGGCUCUGGUCAGCCUUCGUCGAGGCUUGCAGCACCCUGAAACACAGCAAACCUUUAUCAGGCUGGAGGGCAGCGUGCGGACCCUUGUCGGGCUCCUGACCAGCAACCGGGCCCUGUUGCAGCUUGAGGCGGCUCGGUGCCUUCAUGAGCUCUCUCAUUCUGAGCAGUCUGCAGUGGCCCAGGCCUGCCUGCCAGCCACUUCCUACCUCCUCACCUACCUCUCUGGUCACAGCCCAGACUUCAUAGAGCUGUGUCUGUAUACACUGGGGAACCUCAUUGUGGAGAGUGAGGCUGUGAGAAAGCAGCUCCUGGCACAGGGCGUUGUUCCGGCCUUGGCUGCCUGCAUCCAGUCCCCCCAUGUGGCUGUGCUGGAAGCCCUUGGAUAUGCCUUGUCCCAGCUUCUGCAGGCUAAGGAAGCUCCAGAGAUCAUUCCCCAUUGGUGUCCCUAUGGUUCCUGCUCACCGCCUGCUUCUGCUGGCAGCUCUCUUCUGGACUCCAGUCUUCCCCAGCACAUGCUACGACUCAUGCAACCAGGCCCGAAGCUGAACCUUGGGGUUGCUGUGGAGUUUACCUGGUGCCUUCACUACAUCAUUUGCAGCCAGGUCAACAAUGCUGUGCUUCUCACCCUUGGGGCUCUGCCCACAUUGGCCACGCUGCUGCUGGACUUGGCUGGGGCUGUCCAGAGAGCAGAUGAUGAGGGCCUAGAGCUACUUGCAUGCCCCGUGCUUCGGUGCCUGAGCAACCUGCUAACAGAAGUACCAGUGGAGGCCAUGGGUGAGCAAAUGGAGCUCAGAGACGAGCGGGUUGUGGCAGCCUUAUUUAUCCUCCUCCAGUUCUUCCUUCAGAAACAGCCCACCUUGCUGCCUGAGGGCCUCUGGCUCCUCAACAACCUCACCGCAAAUAGUCCUACUUUUUGUACCUCCUUGCUUUCUCUGGAUCUGGUCGAGCCCCUCUUGCAGCUGUUGCCACUGUCAAAUGUGAUAAGUGUGCUGGUGCUUACAGUUCUGUGCAACGUUGUAGAAAAGGGUCCGGCUUACUGCCAGCGGUUGUGGCCAGGGCCCUUGCUCUCCUGUUUGCUCAAAACACUGGUUCUUUCUGACACUGAAGUAGUAGGCCAGAGUUUGGAGUUGCUGCAGCUGCUAUUCCUGUAUCAGCCGGAGGCUGCCCAGGCCUUCCUGCAGCAAUCAGGGCUGCAGGCCCUAGAAAGGCAUCAGGAGGAAGCCCAGCUUCAGGAUAGGAUACUUGCUCUCCAGCAGACAGCUAUCCGUGGAUGACCUGGCUGCUUAAUGUCACCCCCUAGGCCCUGUGGUCUAUUUAUCCCAGGAUCCCCUAUUGUGUUUCAGAAGCUAGUGGCUUUUUAUGUACCUGAGGGUGGUCCUGAACUUGAGAUUGUCUUGUUUCACUGUCUUAAGCAAGUUGGUUAAUGACAUGUGACACCACAGCUGGCAGCUGGUGGUUUUUGAUGAGAAAUAAAAUCAUAUAUUUAUGUAAAACUGCUUUGCCUUAGUGUUUGCACAAUAACGGGGAGAAGGGAAUAAGGAUGAGAACAUUCUGAAGCAGCACUGUACAUAGAUAAACUUUAUAAGGAA